Messenger RNA from Parasteatoda tepidariorum (common house spider), 3852 nucleotides. It is a transcript of the gene enc, whose product is annotated as R3H domain containing protein encore. The record is from RefSeq and is a predicted model, not a curated record. Gene Ontology annotation, molecular function: nucleic acid binding. NCBI's taxonomy places the organism in Eukaryota, Metazoa, Arthropoda, Arachnida, Araneae, Theridiidae.
UGUAGUUGUAACUCUGCAAAUAUUUAACUAUCGAGCUGUUGUUCUACAGUGAAUUAAAAUAAAAUUUUAUUACUAAUUCUUUUCACACUUUCAUAAAUUUUAACAUGGAUGAUGAAGCAGAAUGCUAUAAAUUAUGGAGAAUUAGAAGAACUAUCAUGCAGUUGUGUCAUGAUAGAGGCUAUUUAGUUACACAAGAGGAGUUGGAUCAAACUUUGGAGGAGUUCAAAGCUCAAUAUGGAGAUAAACCAAGCCAUUGCACCCGGCUAAUAUAUUUCUCCACUCUGCGUCAAUAAAUCUGGGGAGAACACUAAAAUGGAAGGCCGUCGUGGCAGUAGACCCUCUCGCUUGGAGAAACAAGAGGAGUUUGAAGUGGAGGAUGAAGGAGGCUCGUUUCUGUCACCCGUUACGAUUCAAAUUGAGGACAGAGGAGAAGACUUUAUUUGUGAGUUUCAGCAUGCGGAUAGUGAAGAAAGUUCGACUUAUGAAGUGUGUGAAGAAGAUCUACCUGAUGUAAGUGAUGUAGCAUCUGAGAAAGGACCUGAUGGAAAACUAGAAAGAAAGAAAGCCGCUUGCCGCAUGAAAGUUUUAGUUAGAAGUCAUGCUGUUCAUGAAGAUGCGUCUCCUCCUCCUGAUUUGGAGUCUGUUAUUGCGAACACGAACAUGCUUAGUGUUACUAAUGCUCCCUCAUUUGUGACUCAGUCUAAAGGUACUUUAUCUAAGAGUAGAUUAGGAAAUCAGAGCAGCUCCCAAGGAAGUACAGAAAGUUCAUCCACUUCCGGUAUAUCAAGAGACUCUAGUACUGAGAACUACACAGAUAGUUCUGGUAUCGAUUUACAGCAAUUUAUAAUUGACACUCUCCAUAAAAAUCAAAAAGAUCGUUUGAUGGUUUUAAAAAUCGAGCAGGAACUGAUAAAUUUGAUAAAGGAUAACAAGAAACAUUCAAUUAAGUUUCCACAAAUGAGUUCUUACAACAGAAUGCUUGUACAUAGAGUUGCUGCUUUUUUUGGAUUAGAUCAUUAUGUAGACGGAAAUGGGACUUCUGUCAUUGUAAAUAAAACGAAAACCUCUAGAAUUCCUGACACUCGCUUCCAGGAUUUUAUUAAAGAUGAACUCUUGCCCGAAGAACCAAAGAAGUCUAUUCUGAAGCGUGAUAGCAUAUCAUUUGAAGAAGAAAAGGAACGAAGCCCAGAACGACAGUCAUCUACUGAUAGCAGGCGUAGCAAGUCAUUUGAAGAGAGAGAAGAAGAGUAUGAAAAAGCUAGAGCUAGAAUUUUUAAUCAAGAUGAAGGUAUAGGAGGAUCACCUCUCAAUCGUAGUCAAGAAGGGGCAUAUCCCGAAGAUGUGAGAUGGCCUAGUGAGUUAAGGCCAUGGAGUAGUACAGAUUCUGAAAGUUCAGGACGCCCGUUAGGGUCUAGAAUAAGCAGCAGUUUUGAAAGUGAUGUUCCAACUCAAGGCAAGGUGUCUAGAUCAUUUACGUCUACCACUAAAGUAGAACCUGAGAAACCCUUAACUGCUCGUUCAACUCGUCCUGUGAUGAAGAAGGCUAGUAGUUUUGGGGGUAUUUCAGUGCUCUCGAGGGAUGGCUCUUGUGGUAGAACCUUCACUCCGAAAAUAACAAAAGCCGAAUCUUUCAACGUAACCAGUAUCUCAGACUGUCCGGUUAUAACUUGCGAAGUAUCUGUGUAUUCACAAGAGAGUCAUAUUUAUGCUAUUUCUUCAUUUGUUACGGCUGACAAUGCUGCAUCUGUAAGUGCUCAAGAUACUUGCCCUUUGAUAUCAAUUCAACCCAUAGAAGUAGAAGUUCCUUUGAUUAAAGAUCCUGAGCAAGCAACUACUGAAUCGGGCAAUAAAGAAUUGUCGAAAGAUAUUAUAUCGACUUCGAGUGUUUCACUUCCUUUAAUGUGGCCCUAUUCCAGUGGAACAGACAUGCUUUAUACAGAUGCAUGCAAACAUUUUCAAUCCGCACAUCAAAAAGCUACUCCAUCAUCUCAAAAUGUAUCUGGCUCUGUUACAGAUCAAGUGCCAACAUCUAUAGGUUCUAUACCUUCAAGAACUGCACCUUCAUCCCCCACCCAUUUAUGUCAUCCCCAAUCUUCUCAGUUGUUACCCCAAAUACAACCCCAAUCAGGUGUAAAUACUUCAUCACAAACUGCUUUUUAUGUACCUUAUGGUGCUCCAUCUAAACCAGUUGGCUCACAUCUUUCCCCCCAUCCACCCAGGCCUUUCAUUUUAUUUCCUGUGUGUUAUUUGCAGCAUACAUCAAACGUUCAUGCUCUACAUCAAGUAGUAUGUCCCACCACACAACAGUCUGCUCAGAGCUCAUCUCAAACAACUUUAACCAGUGCUGGAGGAAAGGGUCAUACAACCGUAGUUACCACUCAUAUAUUGAACUCACAAUGUAUGUCUUGUUAUUCCACUUUAGCGCAUUCUGCUAAUACGGAGAGUACAUUUAAUAAACCUGGUGCAUCAACUAGCAUUUAUCCUCAUGGUAAAUCUGGAACUGCCGUUUCUUUAAAACCAUCUUCAUCUUUUCCUAGUCAACUUUCACAACCUCCUGUUUGUAUGCAGUUUCAUAUUCCUUCUAAUUUACCCCCCGUUUAUGUGUCUGUAACUAGUAGUACACAAUCGCCAGCCACUCGAACUCACGCCGGCGGGCACGCUGCUGUGCAGUUCUCUUCAUUACGCUCACAAUCUCUUCCAGUCCAAUCUAAUUCUGGUGUUGGUGUAUUGCAUCCUGCAUUUAAUUCUGGUACUGGACAGUUCUUGGGAUAUACUGUAUAUACUCCGGCGUCUGAGUGUCUACCAGCUCAGUCUCCGUUGACAAUAGUAACCAUUGGUCCAAACACUAGUAUCUCUGCUCAAGCUCCUCAAUUUGUUCCGGCCUAUAUGUCAGCUUAUCAAAUUUUACAAACAAACGUCCCUCCAUUAGCUGCUACAAUAGGUAAUACUUCGACUCCUUUACCUCACAUGCUGCAUUCUGAUUAUCCUGCAUCCAUUUGCACAAUGAGCAAAAUGCCUGUAAGUUUUCCUUUGGUCAAGCAGGCGAGUGAUCCCGGUAUUGCAGAGCAUGCUGCUCUUGCAAAUAAUUUUUAUUUCGUUGGUCCUCCAGUGCAGCAACACAUGAGCUCAGUGUUGUUGCCACAACCACCUGCAAUAGCUAGGUUCCCUGGUGCUCCUAUUUCCCACCGUGCUCCUACCAGUCGUCCUAUAAAGCCUCGGAAGCAACGAUCCAAAGGCAGCAAUCCCAUUUCAGCUAGUCAAGUAUCACAGACUAUAUUAGAAGGAGAUGGUAAUCAUAUAUUGGAAGUUAUCGCUUUACCGGAAAAUAUAAAACAAAAUGACUUAGGGAAAUAUCUUGAACCUUUAUGCGAACUCGGAGCACAAAUUCAUUUAAUGAGUGUUGAAAAUCUCAAAAGUAUAGAAGUGAGUGACGAGUUAGUUUCAAAAACCAAACAUGUUGUUCUCGCUGUGUUUGGAAGUGAUAAAGCAGCACAAGAUGCUCUUCUUAGAAUAAAGACUCCUAAAUUUCAACUUCGACCUUGGCAUUCUUCCCAAGACUGUAGUAGAAAUAUAAAAAAAGUUUAAAUUCUAAAGGAUCUUGUAUGUUAUGGGACACUAUUUUUAUAAAGAUGCUAAAAAAAAAUAAUUUAAAAAAAUAACUACAACAAAACAUUGUAUGUUAUGCAGUUGUAAGAGAGAAUAUUUAUGUUUUUGAAUGUAUUAAUUUUAAAAAAAAGAUUGAUAUUGUUCUUUUAGCUUAUUGUACAGUUGUUCAUGGUUUAACCAAAGACUUCUGCAAUUCUUGUUCAUGUACAGAAGAUAAAAAUUAUAUUAAAAUUUCUUGCACAUCCA